Mucor mucedo is the source of this 1388-nucleotide messenger RNA. RefSeq lists its product as uncharacterized. The coding region runs from base 105 to 1163 and encodes 352 amino acids. The transcript is spliced from 2 exons. Lineage: Eukaryota; Fungi; Mucoromycota; Mucoromycetes; Mucorales; Mucoraceae. The record is from RefSeq and is a predicted model, not a curated record.
AUUUUUUAAAAAGUCGACUUUCAUCAUAUUCAUGAAAAAAAGGAAAGCUUGUUCGUAGUGUGCUGGGCGAACCUACGGGUACAUCAAACAAAUUUUGUGAGCAAAUGACACUGGCAGUGAAACGAUAUUUUCAUCAACGGCAUGAUUUAGAGAUUCCCGAUCAAGCUAUUGUCAGUAUUCCUUUACAAUGGGAAGGUAAAGUGUUGGAGCGAGUAGAUAAAUUGUAUACGGACUUGAUAUCCAAUUGGAAACAGACAAUUGAGUCAGCCGAUGUUGUACUAUGGGUCACGCAUUCACAAGGAACUCCCGUAUCCGCUAUCCUAUUAAAAAAAUUGAUUGAGGAAGGUCUCAUCCAAGUGGAUAGACAACCUGUUUGUAUGUUAGCUAUGGCAGGCAUAUCUCAUGGUCCAUUUCCGACACUAAAGGGCAAUUUAUUAGUCAAGUAUUUUGAGGCAGAUGCAGCGAGAGAAUUGUUUGAGUUCAUGGACUCUGAUUCGGAAAUAUCAAUGCAAUAUCGAGACGCCAUGUCUUUUAUACUUCAACAUCGUGUCAAGACAGUGUUGAUAGGAUCAAUGCAAGAUCAAGUUGUACCACUGUACUCUGCCAUUAUGUCUGGUAUCAGCCACCCUAAUAUUUUACGAGCCAUUUAUAUUGAUGGUCAUGUAUAUACAAAAGACGAUUUUCUGAUUCGAUUGAUCACAUUUGCAUUGAAGUUGUUGAAUGCGGGAUUAUCAGAUCACGGUUUUUUGAUUCAUAUCAGUGAAGUAUUGGCGGGUAAGAUCUAUGCUUGGGAGGGAGGACAUUCUACAAUCUAUGAAGAACCUCAAGUGUUUAUACUGGCUUUGCAAUACAUGUUUGAAACUCUACCGUUUGGUAACCACAAGAUCAUGACAUUUCAACAAGAGGACAAAGACAAAGCGAAGCAACGUGUAUUGGACAAAGUACAAGCGAGAUUAGAUCCGUUCCAAGCCAAGCUGAGAUUGAAUCCUUUCCAUUUACCAUGGGCUAUGCGAGGCAUAUGGGAUGAUCCAAGGAUACAUCAUGAUGCAGAUCUCAGUCGAGAACUAAAAGCACUUCAGACCCUGUUUGAUGAUUGGAAUCCCACCAGCUCAAGGCUAAAAGAAAUCAAAUUUCGUCUUGAGCCUUUAAAAGCCAGAUUGUAAGAGUCAAGAUGCAUUGAUCAUCCUCUCUAUCUCUCUUUUCCGCCCCCAACCCCUCCUUUUUUUAUAUGAAUAUUAAUUUAAAUGAUCUACAUUUGGGAAGAUUUUAGUUCUUACAGAAAGAUGAAUCGUUGAAAAGUAAAUUGUGUAUAUAUAAAUGUUCAAUGUUAUGAUGAUACAACUUGGUCACAAAAAGAAGGGGCUGAAGUGAUACUUAAAAUGGGUGUG